AUGAAUAUCGUCAAGUUACAGAAGAAGUUCCCAACUCUGUCUCAAGAGGACUUGUUUGGUGUUAUUGAGAAAUUUAGAAACAUCGACAUAGAUGAAAAAGGAUGGGUUGAGAAACAACAGGUGCUAGAUGCAGUUUCUAAGUCUGGUGAAGCAUCUUAUGAUGAAGCUAGAGAGGCAUUGAAAGCUUGUAGCGUGGACGCUUCUGGUAGGGUGGAAUUAGAUGAUUAUGUGGAACUAGAAGCUAAAUUGAAGGAUUCAAAGGCAGGUCCACCACCACAGACUAGUUUUGCCACUGCAGCUCCUAUAUCACAACCAAGUGCACCAUCUCAAUUACAACACAAAGGUACAGGUUCACAUGCAAAGAUUAUUGUCGGUGGUGCUACUGCAGGUUCUCAGCAUACCAUUAAUGAAGAAGAAAGAAGUGAAUUCACCAAGCAUAUCAAUGAUAAUUUGGCUGGCGAUCCACAGAUAGGUCAUCUUUUGCCAUUCCCUACUGAUACUUUUCAACUGUUCGAUGAAUGUAGAGAUGGUCUUGUUUUAUCUAAAUUGAUUAACGAUUCCGUCCCUGACACCAUCGAUACAAGAGUUCUGAAUUUACCCAAGGCUGGCAAACGUUUGAAUAAUUUCCAGGCAAGCGAAAAUGCAAACAUUGUUAUUAAUUCUGCCAAGGCCAUUGGUUGUGUUGUUGUUAACGUGCAUUCUGAAGAUUUAAUCGAAGGUAGAGAACAUUUGAUCCUUGGUCUUAUCUGGCAAAUUAUUAGAAGAGGUCUAUUGAGUAAGAUUGAUAUCAAAUUACAUCCAGAACUGUACCGUUUAUUGGAAGAUGAUGAGACUUUAGAUCAAUUCCUGAGACUACCACCAGAACAGAUCUUGCUACGUUGGUUUAACUACCAUUUGAAACACGCCAAUUGGCACAGAAGAGUCUCUAAUUUCUCUGGUGAUGUGUCAGACGGUGAGAAUUAUACUAUCCUGUUGAACCAAUUGGUUCCUGAUCAAUGUUCGAGAGCUCCAUUGCAGACCCCAGACCUCCUACAAAGGGCUGAGCAAAUUUUGGUCAAUGCUGACAAACUAGGCUGUAGGAAAUAUUUGACUCCAAAUUCAUUGGUAUCAGGUAAUCCAAAACUGAACUUGGCCUUUGUUGCUCAGUUGUUUAACACUCACCCAGGUCUAGAACCAAUAGAGGAAUCCGAAGCGCCAGAAAUCGAGGAAUUCGAUGCUGAAGGUGAAAGAGAAGCAAGAGUCUUUACUCUGUGGUUGAAUUCAUUGGAUGUGGAUCCACCAAUCGUCUCGUUGUUCGAAGAUUUGAAAGAUGGUCUUGUUCUAUUACAAGCCUAUGAAAAAGUCAUACCUGGUGUGGUUAACUACUCUGUGGUUAACAGAAAACCAAACACAGGUGCUGAAAUGUCCAGGUUUAAAGCUCUUGAGAAUAACAACUACGCUGUGGAAUUGGGUAAAUUUAACGGAUUCUCCCUAGUCGGUAUUGAAGGUUCCGAUAUCGUGGACGGUAACAAACUAUUGACACUAGCUCUUGUCUGGCAAUUGAUGCGUAGAAACAUUACAAACACUAUUCGGAAUCUGUCUUCUAGUGGUAGAGAUAUGAGUGAUUCUCAAAUUUUGAAAUGGGCUCAAGACCAAGUCCACAAGGGCGGUAAAUCUUCCAAGAUACACUCUUUCAAAGAUUCACAAUUGUCUACUGCCCACUUUUUGCUGGAUGUCUUGAACGGUAUUGCGCCUGGUUACGUCGAUUACAGUCUGGUGGCACCUGGUACCAAUGAUGAUGAGAAAUACGCUAACGCAAGGUUAGCCAUUUCCAUUGCAAGAAAAUUAGGUGCAUUGAUUUGGUUGGUUCCAGAGGAUAUUAACGAAGUGCGCUCAAGAUUGAUUAUCACUUUCGUUGCGUCUUUGAUGUCAGUCAACAAAUGA
Molecule: messenger RNA, 1923 nt
Organism: Zygosaccharomyces rouxii
Lineage: Eukaryota; Fungi; Ascomycota; Saccharomycetes; Saccharomycetales; Saccharomycetaceae
Gene: SAC6
Product: fimbrin
Exons: 1
Coding region: 1-1923 (640 amino acids)
Biological process (GO): actin filament network formation; actin filament bundle assembly
Cellular component (GO): actin filament bundle; actin filament; cytoplasm
Molecular function (GO): actin filament binding
Source: RefSeq, a predicted model, not a curated record